Molecule: messenger RNA, 7738 nt
Organism: Homarus americanus (American lobster)
Lineage: Eukaryota; Metazoa; Arthropoda; Malacostraca; Decapoda; Nephropidae
Product: inactive tyrosine-protein kinase 7-like
Exons: 23
Coding region: 671-4330 (1219 amino acids)
Biological process (GO): axon guidance; homophilic cell-cell adhesion; dendrite self-avoidance
Cellular component (GO): plasma membrane; axon
Molecular function (GO): ATP binding; protein tyrosine kinase activity; cell-cell adhesion mediator activity
Source: RefSeq, a predicted model, not a curated record
GUUAUGACCGCCGACGGGAAGAGACCCUGUAGCUCCCGCUCCCCUCACUCGCGCUCUCUCUCGCUCCCCUCACUCUCCCACCGUGCCUUCACCUUCUCCACGCCUCCUCUGCUCCCCUCUCACUCUACGGCACAGCUACCCCUCUUUCUCUCCACCCAAGGGGAGAGUUCCGCGACCGAGUAAGGGGAAAUAAACAGUGAAUUUAAGAGGUGGUAGUGAAGGCGUGGGAGGUGAGCUAGCAGAGGCCUGGUAGCAGCGUCUGGGGGCCUCACCACCAUCAAUCUUGUUGUUGUCGAAUUGUGACACUCAACCUCCAGCCUCCCCUGUGCCUCCUGCCCGCAUUAUCCCGUUUAAUAAUUCGUGGCAGAAUACUGGAACGCUAUAUUGAUGUGUGUCGCGACCAGCAGACGGUGUGUGUAUCACUGGUGAGUGUAGAGGGAGGGUGUAGUAUACAGAACACUCCAAGAAACUGUGGUCAGGCGGUGGUUGGUGGACCUUCGCCACAGCAACCAUCUGACACCAGGAGCCAGCGUGGGCCUACCCGACAGUGGGGUGAUCGCCGACAGAGGAGACUCGACGGAGGUCUCCAGAGGGGGGAGAUCAGGUGACGCCAGGAGACGACGUGAGUGAACAAUGAUGCAAGAAGAAAAGGCGUGGUGACCACCCGCAGAUGGUCGAGGAGAUGAAGAUGUUGACGGGCGUGAAGUGGGCGGCGGUGCGAUGUAUAGUGUUGUUGGUGGCGUGUGUGGGCAUAGUACGGGCCACGGGCGGGGACAUCUUCUACUUCAGCUCAUGGCCGGCCAGUGGGCGUGUGGGCGCGGGCGAGGAGCGGGUGUUGAGGUGUGCCGUUUCCGAUACCACCAGCAUCAGCCUCGCCUGGCACCUGGACGGCCGCCUACUCACCUACACCUCCAGAAGGCACCUCAGAGGCGGCCAGCGGGUGGAGACUGCCUCGGACCUGGUGAUCAGGAGGGCGGUGCCAGAGGACCAGGGGGAGUAUAACUGCAUCGCCCACAACACAACCUCCGGCUUCGCUCUGACCUCCCUCCCCGCCACCCUCACCGUCCUCUGGGUGGCUGAGGAAUCGCGGGUGGUGCUGGCUGACCCCAAGGAUCUGUCCACCGUGAGGCCCGGCAGCUCCCUCAAACUCAGGUGUCGCGUCGACGGAGGACCUGAACUUUACUACAGCUGGCGGAGGAACGGGGAGGCGUUGGCAGAGGUGGCGGGGUUCACAUUAUCACGCCGGAAGCUUACAAUCAGCACCUUCGACGCCGCCUCCCACAACGGCGUGUACACCUGUGCUGCCACCAUCUACAAGCAUAGCGGCGCCCUCCACCAGUCUGUGAGACCCGCCUACCUCACCUCCACCACCGCCCACAUCCCCUUCAUCCUCUCCAUACACGACACGGGCGUGCCGAGCGUGGUGGUAGUGCCAGAGUCAGUGGUGGUAGGUCCUGGGAGGAGAGCUGCCCUACACUGCAGCUACGAGGACCACACCACCAUCCUCUGGUACCUACAGGAUAGUGGACCACUCACCAACACCUCCAGGCACCAGGUACUGACCAACGGUACGGUAGUGAUAUGGGCGGCCACCCUGGGAGACGAGGGCGUGUACAGGUGUGAGGGCGUGCACCCCUACCGCGCCCAUCGUGCCUCCUACGCUGCCUCCCUCACUCUGGCUUACCUGGACACCCACUCGCCGCCCGUGCUAGAGCCUGACGCCACUAUCCGCAACACACACGUCGUGGGCCUGGGCGGCCGCCUACGGGUCGUCUGCCUGCCGCCUGCCGGCCUUCCACACCCCCAGGUGUCCUGGGAGACACCUCAUCUGCUGGAGGAUUCCUCCUUCAGGGUGGAGGGUGCGGCGCUUCUGGUGGAGGAUGCCACUUUUGCCCAGGCUGGCAACUACACCUGUGUAGCCUCCAACCUUGCCGGCAACACCUCCGUUUCUCUCCAGCUGGUCGUGACACGUAAGCCGGAGGCGCAGUUGGUGACGUCGAGAGUGUCUGUGCUGGAGGAAGAGACUGCUCGCCUUGAGUGCCGCGUUGAUGCUUCCCCCAGGCCCUUCACCAACGUUUCCUGGAUCCGCAACAACAACCCGGUAAGUGUUGAUGACUAUCGCGUGAUGGUGACAGGGAUGGAGGACGAGAUGACGGAGGGGGUGUCGGUGUUGAGGAUCAGGUGGGUCCGCCUGCAGGAUGAGGGACUGUAUGCCUGUGUUGUCAUUACUGCCGGGCACCCCCCACUCCAGACCCCACCUAUCAAACUUACCGUCACAGAAAGGCUCAAGUUCGCCCCACUGCCUCAUGACGUCCGGGUGGAGGUAGGGGCCAAUAUCAGUAUUCCUUGUGAGGCACGAGGCGCUGACUCCCCCAUCAUCACCUGGCAUCAUGUCUCUGCAAAUAAGCUGGUGGAUGUGGGGAAGAAGGAGAACAUGCUGAGUGUUGAUGGAAGGCUGGAGGUGGCAGGGGCCGAGCUGAAGGACAGUGGGCAGUAUAUGUGUGUGGCUGCUUCCAUCCAGGGCUCCAUCAACACCACCAUCUCUCUCACUGUCAUCGAGAGCCCCGUGCUGGAGUGGGUGACUCAGGGCCCAGUGCAGGUGGACAAGGGUGGUACGCUGGUGCUGGAGUGCCAUGCCAGGGGCAGCCCAAGACCCUCCAUCCACUGGGACUACAACCACACCACCAAUGCCUUAGACCUCGAGAGGGUGGAAGUGCAUGGUAACGGGACGCUGCAGUUGACAGGAGUACGACAGGAAGAUGGUGGUGUGUAUGGCUGCACUGCUGGUAACAUGGGUGGCCUCGUCAGGGCUGAGAUCUCCGUCACCAUCACAGGGGAGAGUUCACAGCUGCUGGGGCGCACUGUGGGCGUGGCUGUGGGCGGUGCGGCAGCCUAUAUGGCCUUGGUGGGCGCCAUGCUUAUAUACUGCAGACAGCGGCGACAGAGGCUGAAGCACACCCCUCAACACAUCCGAGCUGAUGUGCCUCUUCCCCCUGUGGAGGUUCCUGAGCUCCAUUCUCUUCAUAGAGAAGCAGGCCCAGGAUUAGCACUUCAUGCAGUUUAUGCUUCACCCAGACAUGCAGGUGAUGGGAACGAAGAAGCUCAGAACCCCGAGGAGCAGGAGAAGCUGGUGUACUCUGCCCCGCCGGGAGGUUCUGGGGACCAGGACACCCGGGAUGUGGGUACGGGCACCACCAUAACAGGCAGCAGGAUGGAUACCUCGUGCCAGGUACAGCUCUCCCAGGUGUCCACACACACCUUGGGUACCUCCACACACUUGGGGCUGUCCCAGGCAUCCACCAGGACCUUAGGAGGAUCAUCCAUUUCCACUCAACACUCAUCUCCGCUACAGCCUAAUUCUUCUCCUUCAGCGCAGAGUGCCAUUCACGCUGGUCCUAGCGAGAAUAUGUAUGUUAAACCCGAGUCUAACCAUGCAGGCAACCCACUGAGCCAUGAUAACUCUAUUAUACAGAGGGAAAAUCUUCAGGUGCUUCUUACUUUAGGUCGUGGAGAGUUUGGUGAUGUACAGUUAGCAAGGCUGAGGACCUCCUCAGAGGAGUGUGACGGGGAGGACGCACCUCCUGACCCGGAGGCUCUCGUCAUGGUCAAGGUGGUGAGCACGAGAGACGAGGCACUACUGGCGGAGGUGUGUAGAGAGGCAGCAAUGUUUGGUGGACCUUCACACAUCAAUGUGGUCACCACCCUUGGUCUUUGCACCUCCCACACACCUCACCUCCUCGUCACACAAUACACUGACUGGGGUGACAUGAAGCAGUUCCUGUUAGCAACAAGGAAGGAGUCACCUCGACCCCUGGGCAGCCUUCGACCACCACCUCUCACACACACCCAGUGCCUCAAUCUCUCACUACAGGUAGCUGAGGGUCUGGAGUACCUGAGUGGUCGGCGACACACCCAUAGGGACGUGGCAGCCCGUAACUGUCUCAUAACGUCAACACUACAGGUUAAGCUAGCCUCCCCAGCCCUCACCCGUGAUGCAUACGCUGCUGAGUACUGCACCUACAGGAACCAGGUGCUGCCAGUAAGAUGGCUGGCACAAGAGGCUCUGAUGGAGGAGGAAUACAGCAUGAAGAGCUCAGUGUUUUCAUGGGCGUGGCUGGUGUGGGAGGUGCUUACUCAGGCAGCAAUACCACACUCCCAUCUCUCCGAUCACCAGGUAAUUGCCAGUUCAGAGCGGGGAGAGCUGGAGUGUACGGCACCUCCCAGGACGCCGGCUGACCUAGAGAGCCUCCUUGCUGGGUGCUGGCAGCUGUCUCCUAAGGCCCGCCCAUCUAUACACACUGUGGUUGACACCCUCAAGGCCAUGACGUGAUCCCCUGCCGCGCUCUACACAGAUUAGUAUUACAUUCUGGAGUGACACUAACAUUGUGUGGUAGUACUAAAACCCUGCACACUGACCAGUAGCACUAAACCUUUCACAGUGUAAACAACUUAAGCCUUUAACACAGUCUAAUGUGUAGUAAAACCCCUGAAUAACGGACUGUAUGCGAGAGAGCCUUUAUGUGAAUGGGGAAAUUUCAUUACAUGUACUCCAAAUAAUUGUAUUAUAUCAAAAUGAAACUAGAAACUUUGUCAGAACUUGUUAUGUGGGUUUGAUAUAGUUUCUAAGGUCAUACUUAUAUAUAUAUAUAUGUUAUUGUUAGAACCACCUAAUAUACACAAGUGUUAUUGUUAUUACCUCAGCAUGAGAGAGCUGUGUCAGGCACCGUGGUGGUCUUGGUGAUGCUGGCCAUGGUACUAUACACUCAUCUGCCCUGCGAGCUCCUCCACCUCUGAGUCUGUUUAUCAUCAUUAUCAUCAUCAUUAUCAUCAACAUUGUUAAUAAUAUCUCUUUAGGGCAUUUAUGUUGAACCUUGAAAUUCCGGUCUACUGGAUUCCGUUAUUCCGGUGUUUUACUGUAAUAUUACCCUGUACAGUUUGACAUGGGGACCAAGUUAGAGUUUCUUUAAAAAAAAGUAACAGUUUAACCUGAGUUCUUUGCUAGAUUUGAAUGUGUGUGUUUACAUUCCAGUAACUAAUGAUGUACCAAUUAUUGGAAGUAUUUACAAGACAGUGAGAGUUUUAGGGACCUGAAGUUAGGCUUAAUAUUGUCGGUAACUCUGCUACCACAUGCCAGGGAAGGUGUUGUUGUAGUCGUGUGGAAUUACAGGUACACCUAAUUAAUUAUGCCAGAGUGAAACCAACAGGUAAAAUAUCUAGGGUAAGAACGAGAGGGAGAAUGAGAGUAAGAGCAAGGUAGAUUGAGAGAACCAAGGAAAUUAAUAACUAAACUUGCUAAAGGGACAGUAAGGUCAGGAGUUAAAAUACAGAUAUAAUGUGUCAAAUGCAAAAACCUAUAAAGUGGAUGGCUGUAAGAAGCAAUUGAAGAUGAUUGUUUUAAGAAUUAGAAGUUACUGGAUGUUAAAGCAACAACCAUAUCUAAUACAGAUGGUUGUAAGAGAUGAGAAACUAAUAUAAGGAGAGUCGAGUUAAGGUUACCAGGGUAGUGAAUGAGGCUUGGUUGGGGAAGACACCUGGGAUAAUUUUUUAUUUAUUUUUUCUUGAAGUGUGGGGUUGUAGUUUGAAGGAUGAUGAUGAUUGAGGGGGAUUUGGUAUUGUGAUUAGGUGGAAUAUGAAAUACCGGUAAUUAUGACUACGGUGGCUUAGAUGUGCGGCGAAGAUAAUUACAUUGUUUGUAAAGGGAGGCAAGCUGAAGUGUAGGGCACGGGAGGUGAGAGAAUGAACUGAGCCAUAGCACGGGUGACAGAAGGUGUUUCAUUAGCGGCCUCAACAAGUGUGUACAGGUGUAUCAAGGAUAGCUACUAUAAUAUACUGCAUUUGAUAGUAUAUACUGACCAGGUUUCAAUUAUUAGGAGAAAUAUAGUAGUUUUCUUUUUAUGUGGGAGAUAUAUGCUGUCAACCCCAGGUCAGUUUUGGAUCACUCUUGUUCUUUUUGGUCAUUUGAGGUCAGGAGAAAAUCGUCAACUGCAAUGUUUACCACUAUAAGGUGUACAGUGCCACCCCCACACCCUGUUUGUGAGUCACAUGAUAUGUAAGUGAUACCUCUUAGAGUGAGUAACUUAUCAUUGCCUUAUAUGACUACUUCAUAUGUAUUAUUCCAGAACACAGUAAUGUUUACUGUCGUACUGGAUAAACCUUUCUUUAGUGAAGAAGCGAUGGUGAUAAUAUUCCCGGUCAUAUUGACUUCUUAGUAGAACUGCUGCUUGUUUUCAUGUUAAGGACAAGUUUGCUUGUGUACAGCUUGGCUGAUUCUGUUGUACACAAAAUAGGUGACAUUUAGAACUGUUUAUCUUUAACUUUAGUUAGUGCAGUAAAUAUGUGAUACUCUCAUCUGUAAACUUUAGAAUAGUGAUACUCACAUCUCCUGAAGUAAGAAGAACAGCAUGUGGGUUACUUAUGACUAACAAACUAUAGUAGUACAGAAAUCACGUGCUUGACAUUAUCUGAAUUUAUACCGAGUAAGAUGUUUGGGUUUUCAUGAAUCAUAUUUUCAGCUUGAUAUAAAGCUCUUAUUAAUUGCAUUCUAAGAUAGAAAUUACUUUUCUUCAACCUUGAAUGUGAUCUCAUAUUGCUCAACAGUUUGUAUGUGUAAAUAAGAGGAGAAUGAUGAACCUGUAGCAGCUCUAAGUUAAUCAAAAACACUAAGAUGAAGCUCCUCAAGGUAUUUUUAUGGAGCAAGAAAAUACUUAUUAAAUUCCCACAACAUCAAGCAGUAUAAAGGUGAUAAUCUUUUUAUGUUAACUUGUGUGACGUGGCACAGGUGUAUUGUGGGUAGUGGUCAGAGGUGAUCGUGAUAGUUGAUACGUAAUACUUAUGGCUGGUGACUCCCUGGAUCACUGCCCCGGGCCUCACCUUACCACAAGGUCGCCUUACUUACUGGGAAAUGGUUUCAGUAUGUGUAAGAAACAUCAAGAAGAGUUUUCUCACUUGAAUGGGCAUCAAAAAGUUCCAAAGUCUCUGUACAUAUACAUAUUAAUGUUUUGUUAACUUUACUCAUACAGGUUCAUUAUGUAAAUAGAUUACCUGCUUGUUAUUGACGACACUUGGUCAUCAUUACUUCAACACUUGAGAUAAUAAUAACAAUCAUGAUAACAUUACUAAUAUUAAUAGAGUUUGUUGACUGUCAAACUUAUAAAGUACCAAGAUAAUAGUGGUGUGCAACAUGGACUGGUAGCUUCAUUACUUUGUGUUGUGUUUCUGUCGAGUUUUGGUGUCAAGUAACUGAGGAGCAAACUAAGGUGCAAAACUCUAAAUCUUGAACAGAGGUGAGUUUACCUACAUUCUAUAACAGGUGCUGAAAUUGAAGUAAAUAUCUGUUCUUUAAGGUGUGUUCAUAACUUCCUGUCUGGUCAGGAUCUGUGAUGGAGGUGAUAAUCCCUAAAUACAGUAUUCUUAUGUUGGUUGGGAUGUAUUGAUUUAAUAGAAAUACUGUAUGUCAUUUAACACAAAUUAACUCCAUCUUACUGCUGCUGUACUGUGUUACUAACUCCUAGGGACCCCUAUUAUUAUUAUUAUUACUACAGUAUUAUUAUUAUUAUUAUUAUUAUGAAUGCUUCACCUAAGAUUUAUUAAAGUUUAUAUUAUGUUUUAUUUAGCCUCUAUUUAACAGCUUUCUUUUUCAGAUACAGUAUAUUAUUGGUUUACAAUAGGACUUGCUUAAGGAAGUGCGUGAAGAACAUGUUCUUACAUGGUUCAUGUAUGAAAUAAAAGUCUAAGAAAC